GGGGGGGGGGUUGUUAUUAUGCUCGCUUAGAAUGAAGUGAAAGCAAUCAUCGUGCGAGACUGUUUUGCAUCGCAGGUUGAUUGGUUGAAUUGGAGCGCAAGGGAGACAAAUUAGGACUUUUCUGGUGUAUGAAUCAGAAUUUGAGGUUGUUUCUUCGAGAAGCAGAAGAGCUGGGGUUGUGUGGAAGAUGGUAUAAGUGCAGCUGGAGAAACGAAGAGAGGACGUGGGGAGGGCGGGAGUAGGUGAUGAAGGUUGGCGGCGAUGGGGCGGUUCAGCUGGGGAGCGAGUGCGAAGAACCGAGAUAUGAGAGUUAGCAGGAAGGAUAUUCCGACAUCACCAGUGCAAGAGGAGGCUGAGGCUGCAAAAUCUGGGGAUUAUUCAACCAAAGGGACGCUGCCCAAGUACGUUUGGGUGCUUGGAUUGUUCGUCACAGCUCUCUUUGCUUACAGCAUUGAAGUCACGCCUGCGCGCAUCAGCAAUGCCAUAUGGUUCAACCACCUCUUUUCCGAAUACAGACCACCUCGUCGUACUCACAUGAAUCUUACACACAGCAGAAAGUCUUUUCUCUCUAAGACUGUGCGGGACCCUAUCGACCUCUGGAGUCCCCCUCCCGACAAUGGAUGGAAACCUUGUUUGAUACACACUGAUUUUGAAUCUGGAUCUGAUAAUGGUUAUUUGCAAGUGAUGUGCUCUGGAGGCCUGUUUCAAAUUCAUAUCUGUGUAUGUAACGCUGUGGCAGUAGCCAAGCUGGUGAAUGCGACUCUGCUGAUUCCAUACUUCAGGAAAUCAUUGGUGUGGAAGGACCCGAGUCAAUUCGGCGACAUAUAUGACACGGACCAUUUUAUAGCCUAUUUCGAGAAAGAUUUACGAAUAGUGCGACAAUUGCCAGAAGAAUAUGCGUGGAGUGUACCCGAUCUUUAUGCCGAACGCUGCCUAGAAAGGCCCAACUGUCUGACUUACGUUCGUAAGCAUAGUACCAUGAAUUGGUAUCUUGAGAAGGUGCCACCACUUCUACAAACGCACGGUGUGGCCGUGCUAGACGGCCCUACUCAAUACUCGGGUUGGGAUCAUAAGCUGACCUUCGAGGGCCUUCCUGUGCACAUCACACAAUUGCGAUGUAGAGCCAAUUUUGAGGGCCUUCAAUUUGUGCCUGCUAUCCAAGAGUUUGGGAAAUUGCUGGUGAAUCGAAUCAGAGCGAAGUCUUUGGCGGUUCAAAGUCCAAACCUUGCUCCUCAGAUGACUGCACCUCAGCCAUGGUGGUCCACACAGAACAAUGAAGAGACACUUUCAGGUUCAGAAAUGCUUUCAGGCAAUUCUGGGGACCAGGUACACCGAUACCUAGGACUCCAUGUGCGUUUUGAGAAAGACAUGAUUGCACACUCGGCUUGUUAUUACGGAGGAGGUAGGGCUGAGAAGCGCGCUCUUGCCGCUUUCCGAGCCAAGAUUUGGAGGGGAGGAGUGAGCAAGACCCGAUAUAAACCAGAGGCUCUACGUAUGAACGGUAGCUGCCCUCUCACUCCAGAUGAGAUGGGUCUUUUGCUGUCUGGUCUAGGAUUCCCAAUCUCUACUCCUGUCUACAUGGCAAGCAAGAACUUGUAUGGAGGGGUAGCCCGGAUAAAGCCUUUGAAAGAGAUAUUUCCUAUCCUUGAGAGUAAAUACACCUUGGCUUCGACGAAAGAGCUCAGGCCUUUCUUGCCGUAUUCUCAUAAACUUGCAGCGUUGGACUUCUUGGUCCUACUCAACAGUGAUGUCUUCAUGUCCAAUGCUGCUGGUAACUUCCCGAAUGUGCUGAGCGGGCAGCGGACAUUCUAUGGCCCACGGAAGUCUAUCCAUGCCGACAAAAGGUUGCUAGCCCACUUAUUUUCCAAGAGCUCCAUCAGCUGGCUAGAGUUUUCCAGCCAAGUUACUGAAGGUCAUCUCAGCAGGUUAGGUUCUCCAGUCCGCCGGAUGCCAAAAUACUCUAUCUUCAGAUACCCCGCUCCCGAUUGCAUGUGUCAAGAACCUAAGCAAGCUGUCGGUUAGUAAUAUUGUGCCAGUUCUUCCUACUGUCGUACAAGUCCUUCGUUAGUCAAUGGUGGAUCUGAUUUUCUUUCUGUCAACCAGUUCAAAGACGAUUUUGGCUCUGAAUGUGAAUGAGAUUCUUAGCUGUGUAGGAUGGCGUACUUCGAAUGAUUUAUUUCGUGACUGAUUUUCUAUUUCUCAAUGUCUGGCUUAGCCUUUUUAAGCA
This is a messenger RNA of Physcomitrium patens, 2227 nucleotides long. Its product is annotated as O-fucosyltransferase 39. Lineage: Eukaryota; Viridiplantae; Streptophyta; Bryopsida; Funariales; Funariaceae. The record is from RefSeq and is a predicted model, not a curated record.